AUGAUGCAUCACCGUCGCCUGCCGUCUCACCACCGCAACCACCAGAGCUCCCUGCGCCGCCGCCUCGCCAAAAACCCCGAACUCGCCCACAAACUACACCAGAUGGCACUGCCCCUAUCUCCUCUUGUCCAGCUCACCACCGGCGCUGUACACCCUCACUUCCCGCGCACCGUGCUGCAGUUCUGGCUCCUCACCGACGCUCAACUCGAGUCCCUCGCUCAGUUCUACCACCAGCGUACUCCUUCUCCUUGGUCUCGACAGUAUCCCUGCCCUAUCAACUGGCGGUCCGAGGCACCGCUUGAAGAGAAGCGCCGCAAGAUGGGCAGAUUCAUCGGCCUGAGAGGCUGCGAGAGCCCGACUGUUGUCCUCAAGACGGAGGAGCAGAUUGCGAGAGACGCCAGCAGGAAUGCGGCCGAUGAGGAUGUUUUGAGACGAAAGAUGAAUCCCUUUUCCCAGCAGUGA
Messenger RNA from Trichoderma breve, 462 nucleotides. RefSeq lists its product as uncharacterized. The transcript has a single exon. Bases 1 to 462 code for a protein of 153 amino acids. NCBI's taxonomy places the organism in Eukaryota, Fungi, Ascomycota, Sordariomycetes, Hypocreales, Hypocreaceae. The record is from RefSeq and is a predicted model, not a curated record.